UCUUUCUUUUCGAACACCUUAUCACACAGCUUUAAUCACACAGCUUAUUAAUACACCAAUCGUAUUGUCAAAUCAGAAAUUAUAACGGAUAGAUUACGAUAGAGUAUUGAUAUGAUCGCAUAAAAUAGCAAACACUUCAUGUCAGGUGGCAUUUUCAGUAAAUAAGUAGCAUCGUUUAUAUAUACGUUACACAUUCGGGAAGAAAAUCGCGCCCAGCAUAAUUCAAACUGAUCGAUUUUUGCAUAACGAUUUCAUCAAGUAACAAUAAUGCCGCUAUUGAUCCUCCUUCUCUCGAUUCUGGCGUCCGCUAGAGCAACGUCGUACUUUUCAAUGGACCAACUGCCCAAUGUUCUACCAAUAGACAAAAUACCGGCGAUCAAGGAAUUCAACGAUCCGCAAUUUUUGGCAACUGUACACGCAGAUGCAUCGCUUACCGCUCUAGAUCUAGUGAAAAAGUACGGCUACAAUGGAGAAGUGCACGAGGUGAUCACCUCUGACGGUUACAUUUUGAAAUUACAUCGGCUAACAGGACGAACUAAUUUCAACAACUCACAAGUGCAAAAACCUGUGGCAUUCGUGAUGCACGGCCUUUUAUGCAGUUCAGCGUGUUUUAUCAUUUCCGGACCGGAGAAAGGUUUAGCUUUUGUUCUGGCGGAUGCAGGAUACGACGUGUGGCUCGGUAAUGCACGUGGCAAUGUAUAUUCACGCGAACAUAAACUCCCGGCUAUUCGAAAGGAACUUUACUGGGAUUUCAGGGCCAUGUCAAAUUUUUUCAAGCGGUUAUGGCAUGACAAAGCAGUGGCAAAGUAUCAUGGCGUUGCUGAGGAUAUUUCUACCAAGACACCUUUAGUCUUAUCGAGAAACUUUAGCUUUGAUCACAACCCUGCAGAUUCGAGGCAUUAUUUCGAUUAA
Molecule: messenger RNA, 912 nt
Organism: Trachymyrmex cornetzi
Lineage: Eukaryota; Metazoa; Arthropoda; Insecta; Hymenoptera; Formicidae
Product: gastric triacylglycerol lipase
Exons: 4
Coding region: 268-912 (214 amino acids)
Biological process (GO): lipid metabolic process
Source: RefSeq, a predicted model, not a curated record